Molecule: messenger RNA, 5965 nt
Organism: Acipenser ruthenus (sterlet)
Lineage: Eukaryota; Metazoa; Chordata; Actinopteri; Acipenseriformes; Acipenseridae
Product: semaphorin-4B-like
Exons: 16
Coding region: 707-3229 (840 amino acids)
Biological process (GO): negative chemotaxis; positive regulation of cell migration; semaphorin-plexin signaling pathway
Molecular function (GO): chemorepellent activity; semaphorin receptor binding
Source: RefSeq, a predicted model, not a curated record
AUGCACUCCCUGCCAUCUCCAUCUCUCUGAUGUCAGAUUUAAGAAGCUUAUCACACUCAGGUGUAGCAACUCAGAAGCUAGCUGACAAAGCUGAUGAUCUCUUUAUUACUGGUCAACCUGCUGCUUUGCUGAGCUGCAACAGUGCGCUGCAACAGUACAGAGAAACUCACCCCUGAAGUCAAUAGGAUUUAGUCUUGCCACUGGGGUUCUGUACCUAACCUGUUGCUGUAAACUGGACCUCUGCCCGAAGCUUCUGGCUUUCACGAAGGCACAGGCUUCCUCCUUGUGGAAAUAGAACUCGGUCUCCUCCAUAUUCCCUGUUGGACUCUGUGCCAUGACGUGGGAAAUGACUUUUGCCUUGGAUGGAGGCCAGAUGUCAUUUCGCGCCUGCUGAUACUAGAACGAGUCCCUGAGAUCCAGUUUUUAAGUGUCCAAGUAAAUAUUUCCAGAAGAAGCCCAGAAGCCUGCGUGGAUCUGGUCAGGCUUGUGAGAACUGGUUUUCCAGGGAGAUGAAUGUUGAUUUGCAAAACACCAACUCCGAGCCAAGCCGUUGCUUUCACAGGAGCAUCUCAAGAUACUCGGAGUUCUGAAAGCAGCUCCCUGGGAUUACACAACUGCAGUUAUUCGUUUGCAGGGAAAAGCCUCUACGAAUGCGACUCAACCUUAAGAGAUUUUUAAUAUAAGUUGCUGCCAGGCUUCUGUAACCAUGUGGACAAUCGCUGUGGAUUAUCUUUUGCUGUUAGCCGGAGCAAUGUGUGCAGCUGUCUCUAUUCAAGCAGCUUCCACAACUGAGGAUGAUGUCACUCCACGGAUCAGCUUUCAGUACAAUGAUAAGGAGAGGACUGCCAAGAGGUUCUCUGCAGAGGGGGUUUUCAAUUACACCUCACUGCUCUUAAGUGAAAAUGAUCAAGUUCUUUAUGUUGGUGCCAGAGAGGCUCUGUUUGCACUGAACAUUUCUGAUUUUGGAAACAGCAAGCUCCACAAGAAUUUGACAUGGAAAACGCCAGAUCACAAAAGAAAUGAGUGUGGAUUUAAAGGAAGGAACUUACAGACGGAUUGCUUCAAUUAUAUCAAGAUCUUUCUCCAGCUGAACAGCACUCAUCUGUACGUGUGUGGAACCUAUGCCUUCAGUCCCCUCUGUGCUUAUAUAAGCAUUUCAGAUUUUUCUUUGGUUAAAAACACGCUGGGGGAUGUUGCCACAGAGGAUGGGCGAGGACGAUGCCCGUUCGACCCUGAAUACAAGUCCACCGCCAUUAUGGUUGACGGAGAGUUGUACUCGGGGACAGUCAGUAAUUUCCAGGGAAAUGAGCCUACCAUUUUCAAGAGCCUGGGCCCGGGGACCCCCAUUAAAACUGAAAACUCUCUCAACUGGCUUCAAGAUCCAGCGUUUGUGGGUUCAGCUUAUAUCCAAGAAAGUCUUCCGACGGGAAACCCGGUGGGAGACGAUGAUAAAAUCUACUUCUUCUUCAGCGAAGCAGGGAAGGAGUUUGAUUUCUUUGACAACACAAUCGUCUCCAGGAUUGCCAGAGUGUGUAAGGGUGACGUGGGUGGAGAGCGAGUGCUGCAGAAGAGGUGGACCACCUUCCUGAAAGCUCACCUCCUGUGUUCCCUCCCAGACGACGGCUUUCCCUUUAACAUCAUCCAGGACAUGUACGUCCUCACCCCCGGGAAGCAGGACUGGAAGAACACCGUCUUCUACGGGGUCUUCACCUCUCAGUGGUACAAGGGUGCGGCCGGCAGCUCUGCAGUGUGUGCCUUCACCAUGGAGCAGGUGGAGAACGCCUUCAACGGGCGAUACCGCGAGGUGAACCGCGAGACGCAGCACUGGUACACCUACAACCACCCCGUACCCGAGCCCAGGCCUGGAGCGUGCAUUACCAACGCUGCGAGGAAGAUGGACAUCCCUUCCUCACGCCACAUGCCCGACAAAGUGUUGAAUUUUGUCAAGGACCAUUUCCUAAUGGACGGUGUGAUCAGGAGCCAGCCUCUGCUUCUCAAGAGGAAUGCUCGAUACACUCAGAUCGCUGUCCACAGGGUCCAGGGCAUCGACCAGGUGUACGACGUCUUGUUCUUAGGCACCGAUGAUGGCAAGCUGCACAAAGCGAUCAAUGUGAACAAUAAGAUGCACAUCAUCGAAGAGAUGGAGCUGUUCGACAAGCCCCAGCCGGUGCAGAACAUUAUACUGGACUCCAAGAAGGGCCUGCUCUACAUCUCCUCAUACAGCGGGCUGGUGGAAGUGCCGGUAGCAAACUGCAGUAACUAUCAGAGCUGUGGAGAGUGCGUCUUAUCAAGGGACCCGUACUGCGCGUGGAGUGGGAGGAGAUGCAGGGAUGUACGACAGGCUUCCCCAAACAGUCGCUGGAAGCAGGAUGUGGAAGAUGCAGACACAGCGCCAGACUGCAAUGAUUCGUUAGCCAGUCCCCGCACUGUGAAGAUUACAGGUGAGUCCCAAUGCCAGACUUUUGUUUUACCGCCCAACACUUUCAAAAUCCUGCCCUGUAAGCUGAGGUCGAACCUGGCCACUCGGAAGUGGGUCUACAGCCCGAGUGCCAGUAACUCCACUUACGUCAGCCCUGACGGCGGCCUGGUGGUGGUGGCUAACGCAGAGGAGAAGCGGGAGGCUUACGAAUGCUGGUCCAUUGAAGGAGGGUUCCGGCAGCUGCUUGCCAACUACUGCGUGGAGGCAGAGACCACCGCAAUGGAAAACACCCCCUCCACCACCUCCACCUCCAUCACCAGGACCACAACCCUGCUCAUCGCCGAGAACAAAUACGUCCUCCUGCACAGCGAGAACCGGUCCGCGCAAGACAGCGUCAGAACCUACUGGAACGAGCUGCUCAUCGUGUGCAUCCUCCUGGGGGUGACCCUGCUGUGCUUCGCCCUGUUUCUGAUCUACCGGAACCGGCACAGCAUGAAGACUUUCCUGAAGGAAGGCGAGUGCUCCAGCAAGCAGCAGAAGAAGCAGCGGAUGGCAGGGAAGCCGGCUGAGAGUCUGCCCCUCAACGGAAGCACUGUGCCCACCUCCACCUCCGAUCACAAGGGAUACCAGACCCUGAACGACAACUACAUCUGCAGCACGCCCACGCACGGGUCCCCGGAUCACAGCAAGGAGUUCACGGAGUCCGAGAAGAGGCCACUGAACCUCAAGGAGAGCCACGUGGAGAUCUCCCCCACCUGUCACAGGCCUCGCGUGAGGCUGGGAUCAGAGAUCAGGGACUCCAUCGUGUGAAGAGACACCAAAGUGUUAAUACUCAUCCAUAGGACCAACUAAUGAACAAAGCGAUAGAGCAUCAGUGUUGUUCUGAAUUUUAAAACAACAGGAGCCAAAUGUUUCCAAAAACAAUUAUUCGGAGCAGUUCUAAAAAAUCACCGACACCAGAAAAAAACAGCACCGGACACGUUUUCAAUUAUCUUCAUCCUUACGCUUUUCACUGUGGUUCUGAUGAAAAGCUCAAGGCAAUCUAUUCUGUUUUUAAUGUAAGGAGAGACUUAUAAAAGUGAUUGUGACGAAUCCGUCCUGAUUCACAGACCACCUUUCACUUCAAAGCUUUUAAAAUGAGAAGCAACAUGUCAGCUGCCUCCAGUAAUCAGGUUCUAGCACCGGAUUGGCUGUGAGGCUCCAUGAACAUUCCAUCACUGCACAGUCCACGGCUAUGCGCUGGGUUCAUUCUUAAUUAGUGAACAAGCCUGUCUUUCCUGCCAGACCAGCAGGAACUGGACACUGCCAACAUUAGAAAAGGACUUUGACCUUGCACCAAUUGAGCCAGCUGUAGCUCCUGAAUCCCUCCCUGCACAGCUACAAGUUCACUUAACACUGCCAGGUGUUUCUGUUCAAGCAGAAGGUGCCAACUAAACUUCUUCAGAGAGAACACUACCAAGACUCUAUUAUCAAUGGAAGUACUCCCCUAUUCUCUUUAAAUUGAAUGAAACACAGUUCUUUCAUCCAGAAGCCCACUGUUGGGUAUGCCAACAGUGAUGAAAUAGUUGUUUAAGGCAAAGUAUAUCCAUCAUAACCAGACCAAUGGUUUUACAGAACUGUCCUCGGAAGAGCUUUUUAUUUUCGUCUGAAGAGAAACACCCAUCUGUAGAUGAACAGAGCUGUACAUGCAUGCAACACAAAAAGUUGUGAAGACCUUGAGUGGGGAAGAGAAACACAUGCCUUCUUUAAACCUGCAGCAAUGUGUACACAAUGGAGGAGGCUUACUGUAUGCUUUCCAUGUGAGCUACAUUAUAAAGGAGCUCAGUAUUAACCCUAGCAGAGACUAAACGAACAUUAAGCUGCUGGGUGAAGUGCUUAGAGCCACUUGCCUACUUCCUGGGAUAAUGAAAGAUAUGCUUCGUGUUCUUUUGGACCAUUUAAUGCAGGAACCCGAGGCUCAAACUGAGCUCAACCUGAAGCAGUACUUCAGUGGAAACUGACUUGAGAAAGGGGUUCAUUUACUGAGCUCAGCCUGAAGCAGUACUUCAGUGGAAACUGACUUGAGAAAGGGGUUCAUUUUCAAGCUUAGAAAAGGGUUCAGAGGAAGCGAGGGAGCCCUCUACUGACCACAUUUCUCCUCUGUCGUGACCAGUCAGUGUGAGUCAGUGUGAUGUGCUUUGCAUGUUGAUCGAGUUUUGAACAAACACAAACAAAACAAAACAUGUGUUCAUGUUUAUACAUGGCAUAACCAAAACUGUCGUACGCUGUGCCAAAACCCUUUGUUCUUUAAAGAAAUGGAAAUGUGUUUUUAAACAAAGAUUUGUAUUAUUAUUAUUAUUAUUAUUAUUGUUGUUAUGAUAUCUUUUUUUUUCAUUAACAGCAUGGUUAUUCGCGGUUUUUAUUUAUGGACAGCAAUGAACAAAACUUAUGAAAUAUACUUUAUGACCAAAAUCAACACAAGUUCACAAUGUAGCUUCUUCCAGAAUGUGAAAGUUAGAAGACAUCUCUGAUGGCUUAGCAGAACAGUCUACAUUAAGUUUGAAAAGGCCACAGCUAACCCUCUCAUUAAAGAUAUGGAGAACAAUCAGACUGUUCCUUUCGGUGAAGCAAUGGAAUUACAUUUGAAAAACUAAAACACAGUACACCUGAAAGAAUACCACUAGCAUGCUGUGCUAUAAAAAAGCACCUUACAAUCACACACUGAAGGGGAAGCGGUUUAGCCACAGUACUGGAAUUGUUUGUGCAACUCUAGUCAAUAGCAUUGUGUAAAAACAAUCUGGGAAUGCAAUGAGGAAAAUGUUCAGAUUCUUGGAAAGCCUGCCUUGAUGCAGAGGUCUGGUGAUGUUUAUUUAUUCACAGCAUGCACAUCUAUUUAUUAAGCAAACAAGCAAACACACACACAAGUAACAAUAAGAAUAACAGUAAUGAAAAGCAUAUGGAUGUGCUUCAUAACCUGGUGCCACUCGAAACGCUAAUUAGGCCAUUGCAGUUUCUUCACAAGUCCAGCACGGUCCUUCAAGUUUGUUCAGUAAUGAGAAUGUACCACACCCUAACAGCAGCCUGGUCUCCAUAAUGUCGUUUAUUUGCAGUCUUUUUACAGGAUGGAAAAGGGUGUUGUUAUUAAACAUUGAAGAAAAACUCAAACUAAAACAGACAUUGAAGCAUUAAAAUCGGAAAAAUAACAUGACUGUACCUACUUCCAACACUGUGUAAAAAAACGUACCACUUUCUCAUAGUAACAAUAAUACUGAUGUGGUAGUAAUAGUUACUGUAGUGUAUAAUUCGUUGUUGUACAAUCAUUUCCAGAUGAGAGUUAAUUGAAUGUAUUCUUUCUGACAAUGUAGCUAUGAAACAGUGAUACUGCACACUAAGGAUCCUGGUGAAUAUUGUAUAUAUGUAUACUGUGUGUGUGUGUGUGUGUGUGUGUUGCAGUUUGAGUAUGAAAUGGAGGCAUGCAUUGCUGUAUAGAGAGCUUGCUUUACCUUAGUGAGUGCACAUUGCAGCUUUGUAUAUUUUCUUUUGCACGUGUAAUACCUUAGCUGGGGG